This is a messenger RNA of Aspergillus novofumigatus IBT 16806, 4370 nucleotides long. RefSeq lists its product as uncharacterized. Gene Ontology annotation, molecular function: phosphoric diester hydrolase activity; polygalacturonase activity. Gene Ontology annotation, biological process: lipid metabolic process. Lineage: Eukaryota; Fungi; Ascomycota; Eurotiomycetes; Eurotiales; Aspergillaceae. The record is from RefSeq and is a predicted model, not a curated record. Bases 1 to 4182 code for a protein of 1393 amino acids. The transcript has 13 exons.
AUGUGGAUCUCUCUUUCUGCCACUCUUUCCUGGGUAUAUAUCCUUUCCUAUUUUGUCCUCAUCCUAUCCAGUUCCCACGCCCACUGGGACCAUGCUGCCCAUCAUCAAGCGUUUAUCUCCCCUCGGGGAGAGGCGGCUGUUUUGCCCCAAAUCCAGAUUGCAACCGCCCAUCAGAUAGUCAGAGAGGCCGUUGCGGAAAUGACCAAGCGGAAUCAAGCCCGUCUUGCCCACCCGUCACGUAACAACUACUCUAUGAAGCCAGGGACAAAGCUAGGUAAGCAUGACAACAUGGCUGCACCGCCGCCUCUACUCAAUAUCACCAACCAGAUUGCCCGCGCGGCAGCGCUAGUAGCCAAGCUCAAAGCAGGUGGCUUAGCUGGUAGAAACUACACCAAGUUAUACCAGAGGGCGGGAACAUUCUGGAUGGAGGGGAUUGAGCAAAAGGGUGCCAUCCUGGCUGAUCCCACAGGUCAAAGAGAUUCUACAGCAGCAAUCCAAAGGGCCAUCGAUGACGGCAAGCAAUGUGGCGCCGCUUGCAAUGGGGCCACUACCAAAAAUGCCAUUAUAUAUUUCCCCCCAGAACAUACCUUAUCCACCUCGAGCUUUGUCAGUCUCGGAGUCUUGUCCACAGACGUCUAUGUUAAUAACAGUGGAGACGGGCCCGAUGGCAAUGCGCUGGAGUGGUAUAUCAACACUGCGCGGUUUUAUAGCCAGAUUCGCAAUUUGAAGAUUGAUAUCACAGCAAGCAAUCCAGGUGCCUAUAUGGUUGCACUCCACUAUCAGGUGGCCCAGGCGACAACAAUUAAGAAUGUUAAGAUCAUCACAGAUUCUGCCAUGACUCAGCAAGGCAUGUACGCAGAGAAUGGUAGCAGGGGCGUCAUGUUAGACAUCACUUUCACCAGCAGCAACUUCAGGAUUUAUGGAGGCAGUCAGCAGUUUAGUGUCACGCAGUUGACCUUUAAUAGCUGCAAUACUGCAGUCAAAAAGAGCAUCAUGGUCAAGAACGCCAAAGUUGGAUUCCGACUAUACAACGAUGCCAACGGGCAGAUCCCAGGCUCAGUAACCAUUAUUAACUCAGUCUUCUCCAGUACCAAGUCUUUUGCAAUUAAGAUGGCCAUCCCAGUUAACUAUAAUAGUGACAACCUGAUCCUCUUUUCCGGAUAUUACAAGAGCUAUGUGAUGGGGGCAACGUAUAAGGAAAACAAACGGUCCUGGACCAACGGGUCAAAGGACUAUGACCAAGAACCCUCUCUCCUGGGACCAUCUGUCGCGGGACUCGAUGUGGCUCCUUACUUUGAACGUCCCAGGAACCAGUACGCUGACAAAACCGCAGUAGACUUUGUUCAUCUCAAGGAUGAAGGUGCUGCUGGCGACGGCUCGACGGACGACACGGACGCUGUUCAGAAUGCCUUCAAUAAAUAUGGCGAUGGCAGCAAGAUCAUCUUGGUAGAUGCCGGCACCUACAUCAUCAAACGCACCGUUACUGUUCCCAAGAAUGUGAAGAUCAUCGAUGAGACCUGGUCGCAGUUUGCAGCAUCAGGAGGUUACUUUGGCGAUGCCAGCAAGCCCGCGGUCAUGCUCAGGGUCGGCAACGAGGGGGAGGUCGGCAAUGUCGAGCUACAAGAUCUCAUCUUGACAAGCAAAGGUCCGACCCCGGGAGUUAUCCUGAUGGAGUGGAACGUCGCCGCAGAAAGCGCAGGCUCGGCCGCGCUGUGGGAUGUCCACGUACGGCUGGGGGGUGCAACGGGGACCGAGUUGAUGCCGACAGAGUGUCCUCCGAUCACCACUGGGACCAAUCCAUCUUCAUGUCAAGUGGCUAGCAUGCUCCUACACGUCACCAAGCGGGCUUCGGGCUAUUUUGACAACAUGUGGCUUUGGGUGGCAGACCACAUGAUUGACGAUCCGUUGCUCGAUGACCCAUUGAACAACAUGGAACAGCUCUCCGUGUACAGUGCACGGGGCAUGCUGAUCGAAAGCCAAAAGGCCACAUGGCUGUACGGGACAGCUUCGGAGCAUAGCGUCUUCUACCAGUACAACUUCAAUGGCGCCCAAAACAUCUUCACCACGUUCUUGCAGACCGAAUCACCUUACUACCAGCCGACGCCGAAGCCCCCUGCACCAUUCGACCAGGUGGUCGGCACCUUUGACAGCGAUCCCAAGUACGGCUGCGAUGGCAGCGAUGCGGACGGCUGCGAUGCCUCGUGGGCUGUCAUCAUGAAAAACUGCCAAAAUGUCCAUAUCGGGUCUGCGGGCACGUACUCUUGGUUCCGCACGUACACGCAAGACUGCAUCGACGUCCACGGUUGCCAGAAGGCGCUGUGGCUUCUCGGCAGCAACUACGAUAACAAUCGAUUACAACAUGUGAUUGGGACCGGCGCGAAGAAUAUCAUCGUCUCUCCGGACGGGACCACAAUCACAUCUGCAGCAAACCUCGCGGUCUCGAGCCACCCGAGUUGGGCGCACAUCUCACUGUAUGAGCUGCCAUCCAUUGGCGCGGCGCCCAAGCCUGGCGACGGGGGAGAUGACCAGUGUUCAAAUGCGGCCCGUCAAUAUAGCAGUGAAUACGUGCCACCCGGGGAGAUUGAGCUAUGGUCAAACGAUGGUACCGUGCUAAAUCAUGCCGACGACACAGACGGUCAGCAGUCUGUGACGAUUGUCAAUUUAACCCCCUACAAAUUCAUCCAUACGGCGGGCCCCGAACCCUACCAGUUCUCGACCUGGCAGUUUGGCGACGUGCCCUCGGGGCGGGCGUUGAAGAACAACGUCACGUACGAUCUGGGCCUCAAGAACACCGACAAGACCUUUGCCGUGCACGUUACCACGCACAUCCCGGACAGCUACGAGCGCCGCGUGGUCUUUGACCUCGGCGGCAUGGGCCUGGGCUGGCGCGAGCUCGGAUUCCCUGGUGAGCGGGUCAGCGUGGCACUGGUCAUCAGCGGCAGUGAGGAGUACGGCUAUGUCACCUCGCUGCAACUCAACAACGCCGACUGGAUGAACCGCAUGUAUGCGAUCAUCAAGGAUCGCGAACUGCGUCACGUCGUCGUCCCUGGUUCGCACGACGCCGGGAUGAGCAGCAUCACCAACUCGGGGUGGAACGGACUCGGCACUGCCUCGAACACCGAGACGCAGAGCCUGGACCACUACAACCAGCUGCGGGUCGGCGUUCGGUACUUUGACAUGAGGAUCGUCAGCAUCGACGGGUUUGCCAGCUUUUGGGCAGCGCAUUCUCUGGACAGCCUGAUUGCGGGGGUCAAUCGAUUUACCACCGACUACACCGGGGAGGUCAUGGUCUGGUGGGUGAGAUACAUGACCAACCUGGACAAUGGUGACCUCACCCAGGCGAAUCGGUACUGGAGCGCCGCGCUCGCCAACGCGUUUUACGAUAAGCUCGAAGGGAUCAACAACCGCUGCCCGGAACCGAGCGACGGCGGGAAAUUCAAUCGGCAACCGCUGCAUACCUUUCUAGAUGCAAAGGACGGCCGGGGUUGCGUGCUCAUUAUCAUCGAUGGCACAUUGAACGCUGGGAUCCCCAAGGGCCGCGCGGAGUCCAGAAUCUACAACACCACCUCCUUUGACCGCGACGACUAUUGGGCCCAGGAGCAGUACACGCAGCAAAACGCCGACAAGCAGAUCGCCCACAUGAAGAGCAUCGCCCGCGAUGGGGGAACGGGCGAUUCCUACUACAUUAUGCAGUGGCAGUGCACUCCGAGCGCCCUGGAUGUCGCCAUUCCGCCCCCAACGCUGCAACUGAUCGCCAACCAGGAGACUAACCCGGCGCUCUAUCACUACGGCCUGAAUGCCAUCUCCCCGGACAAGUUUCCCACGGUGAUCCUGCAUGACGCUGUCGGACUCUUCCACGUGAGCGAUCUCAGCGCCGAGAGUUACAACCCCAUGAUGCAGACCUUGGCUGUUGGGCUGAACUUGUACAUGGUGAGCCAGAACUGCGAUGUCAACGGGGGCCAGAAUCCGCUCGCCCAGCACGCCACAAACACGCGGAUGAUGCUUUCAGUGGGAGGGGACCGCGGGGCUGGGUUCAGCACCUUCUCGGGGGUCAUCUUUGCCAAUGGCACUGUACUGGAGACACCACCGCCGGACUUUUGUCGCACAUGUACCUUCAACGAUACCGGCAGUAUUGAUCAUCCCCCGCCGACUUUCAAUGCCACCAGCGUCAAGCUUCGAUGAGGUCGGUACAUUGUCUUCUGCUCAAUAUUGAAGCCGGGUCUGGUAUUGUAUACCAGCAUCGCACACAUUCCCACCCAUGGGUGUCGAACAUUUAAGAAAAGAUAGCACUGUUAUGAACAUAGCAGUCGCCGGCGGCCAUCUGCGGGUUGCGGAACUAUAAAUUUCAAGCCGAAUCUUCUAUAUCAAAC